Messenger RNA from Theobroma umbraticum, 1192 nucleotides. RefSeq lists its product as uncharacterized. Lineage: Eukaryota; Viridiplantae; Streptophyta; Magnoliopsida; Malvales; Malvaceae. The record is from RefSeq and is a predicted model, not a curated record.
GGCGAAGACCGUUAGUUGUUAAAAUUGGGAAACAAAUGAGAAGAAAAAACCAAGUACCGAACAGGCAAACAUGCCAUUGCUACCCUACCCUUGAAACUUGAAAACAGUAGUUACAAUCAAGCAAUCCCUUCUCUCUCUCUCUCUUUCAGCUUCUGAAGGAUUCAUCAAACUCGCCACCUAAUCCGCUCUUCUUCAUUAAUAUACCCUUCCAAGAACCAGUCUUUGUUUACUUUUUCUUGUUCUCAAUACAUCAAUCUUUCUUCAUUUGUUUCUUUUCUCUUUUUUUGUUCGAGAAGAUUUUACAUUACACGUUCAAAAGAAGGAAAGAAUAUCCAAAAAAGAGAUUAAAGAUGGAUGAAAUGACAGCCACAUCAGGGACUUUGAUUCAGAAUACUUCAACAUCAUUAUCUUCAUCUAUGUCUUCUUCCUCCAUUUUUACAAACUACCCUCUCAUUUGUGCUGUUUUUGCCUUCGCUAUUGCCCAAUCUAUCAAGUUCUUCACCUCCUGGUAUAAGGAAAGAAGAUGGGAUAUCAAGCAACUUGUGGGCUCUGGUGGGAUGCCUUCAUCCCAUUCUGCAACGGUCGCUGCUCUUGCUACAGCUGUCGGAUUCCAAGAAGGCUUUGGAGGAGCACUAUUUGCAAUUGCAUUGACCUUAGCAUGCAUUGUAAUGUAUGAUGCAACUGGUGUGAGAUUGCAGGCUGGACGGCAGGCAGAGGUCCUGAAUCAAAUUGUUUAUGAAUUGCCUGCUGAACAUCCUCUGGCUGAGAGCAGACCCUUAAGGGAACUUCUUGGUCACACCCCUCCACAGGUUAUUGCUGGCGGUUUUCUUGGCAUUGUUACAGCAGCUUCUGGAAAACUGAUUACCCUGGCUACUAGUUAAAGUUGAUGCACAUGUAGAUCAUAGAUAUCAUUUGACAAUAGCAUUGAUUGUUGAACUUCCUACUGCCUUGCAAAAGAAUUGUGGCUUGCAGAUCGUUGCCUGUCAAGGGAGAUUUCUCAGAUUUGAAUGCUAAGUUUCCAAUGUCUACAAUAUCAUGUUACAUUGGACUGCCUUCCAUUCAUUUUAACCAGUAGCAUCUCAAUCUUUAGUUGCCUGUAUGUCUGGUGUGAUAGUAUGAUUCGUGUAAAUGGAACCUGGUACACAUGCUCAGUCUGAUCAAAUGUGAAAUGGCUUCCAUGAUACUUAUAUCA